Messenger RNA from Choloepus didactylus (southern two-toed sloth), 7991 nucleotides. It is a transcript of the gene ARL14EP, whose product is annotated as ADP ribosylation factor like GTPase 14 effector protein. The transcript has 6 exons. The record is from RefSeq and is a predicted model, not a curated record. Bases 6193 to 7035 code for a protein of 280 amino acids. NCBI's taxonomy places the organism in Eukaryota, Metazoa, Chordata, Mammalia, Pilosa, Megalonychidae. Gene Ontology annotation, cellular component: intracellular membrane-bounded organelle.
GUACAGAGUUUCUUUUUGGGUUGAUGGAAAAGUUGGAUAAUUAAUGAUGGUGAUGGUAGCAUAGUAUUGUCAAUGUAUUUGACACCUCUGAAUUUUAUACUUGAAAGUGGCCAAAAUGGUUAAUUUUAGGUUAUAUAUGUGGUUACCAGAAUAGAACUGUACAACACAAAGAGUGAACCCUCAUGUAAACUAUGUGCUAUAGUUAAUAAUAAAAUUAUAAAUUAUGUUUCAUAAAUAGCAACAAAGUUACCAUACUAAUGCAAAUAUUAAUAAUAGGGAAAACUCUUGAGGAGAUAUAUGGGAAUUUUGUUCUUUCUGCAUGAUUUUUCUGUAAACUUACAACUGUUCUAAUAAAAACAAAAUUUAACUCAUUUGAAACUAAAGAUGUAAGGUAAGACUGCAUGAUUCCCUGAACUAGCAGUGUUCAAAUUAUGUGAGGACAAAAUACUUGUGUUUACUAUCUAAAGUAGUAGAAAUGGAAUCUAACAAAUCCUUUCUGUAUUUAUUUCAGUCUCUCUUGCCUCUUCUGGAGGUGCCAUGAAAAUAUUAAAUGUUAAUCUUAGCAUUGCAAAACAUACUAUAUUUGGAUACUACAAUAUAGUGUUGGCAGUUCUAAGGCAGGAAAAGGUCUGAAAUGUAGGAUAUUUUUAAAAGAAAGGUAUCUUUGCUAUUUGAAAUAGAAAAUAAUUAAGAAUACAAAUGAAAUUCAUCCAAACAUCCAUACUAGAAGACCUAAUUCAGGAAUUAAAUAAAUGUUGUUAUUUGUAAAUCUUAUAUCUCUAAGUGUAGUUUUGAAAGUACUUGAAAACCUGCAUCUCAUUUGUACCAUGUUGAAUCUUGCUAAGGGGAGAAAAAGUAAUUCAAAUUAAUGAGGUCUAAACGAACAAAUUUGUUGGCAUUCAAUUGCUUGUAAGAAGGUUUUUUUCCCUUCCACAAAGAGAACUAGGUUUUUUAUACUGGUCAAAAUGAUUACUUGGGGAAAUUAAUCUUUUCCUAUGUUAAAAGAUAAUUUUUCCAAAAAUAUAACUAUAAAAUAAAGACUCUUAUACAGAUAGAAAAUGAACAUGUGUUAAAGAUUUUUAUUUAACUUAUUACUGAUGAUGGAACAGGUAAGAAGUUAUACCAGUUCAAAUGACAAUCCAAAGAAUAGAAACAUUGAAGAGAUUGGGAAUAUUGAAAUAAAUGUGCAAACCUGGCUUCUACAUUUGGGGAGGAAAGUUGAGUAAACCUCCAUUGGACAGAGUUGUAAAAUAAUUCAAAGGCAGUGAGCCUACAUUUAAUCAGAAUGUGAUAAUUUGGAUAUGCUCUCAACAAUGCAGUUUUCCAUUGAAGCAGAUACUUUUCUCUAUACCUAUAUUAUCGAUUUUAAACUACCACCACCCCACCCCCACCCAGCAAUCUUCACUAGUGUCAGCCUUCCUGGAAGUCAAGUACACGUCUGUGUGUGUGUGUGUUUUUCUUGUUCUUUUGAUAUGCUCUAUAAAAUACAGAAAAUGCUUGGUAAAUGUUUAAUUGGAUUGAUUGAAGCAGGACAUCUCAAACUGUAAUGUGCUUAUGUAUCAACUGUGGAACUGUUUUUUUAUUGUGGAUUAUGAGUCAAUGAGUCUUGGGCUGCCCCUGACAUUCGGCAUUUCUAGUAAGUUCCCUCCUGAUGCUAGUGCUGGUCCAUGGACAUAUAUAUAGGAGUGUAAUUAAGGAAGGGAUUAGAUAGCUAAUCAUUAUGGAAGAACAAAGCACCAUAACUACAGAUGAAGGAAGCAAUAUGGAGCUGCUGUACUAUCACAUAAAGAAAAUAAAUAAUUUUUGGCCACAUUGCCAAAACACAGACCAAAAAGAGCAGUUGCUGGGAAGCAAAUCCAAAAAGCUCUACAACAGAACUUUAGCUAGGGGAAAAAAAGGACAAAAAGAGCUUGAAGGAGGACAUUGAAUAUUACAGAGUAGGAGCAACCAGAAGGUAUAAUUCUUAGAAGCCAGACAGUGACCACUUAAGAUCACUGCCUGAAAUUUUUGCUCCUUGAGCUAGCUGGACUUUUCUUUGGCAGUAUAUGAGCAAACUACCUAACAGUAGAUCAGGAAGCUAACCUAUCUAAGCAUUAAGCUGCCUUGACAAAGGUUGUAAAGUUAAGGAAACAGUCUACAACUCCAUCCUCAUUUUUGACACCAACUCCAGAAUUUGGGGAUCCCCAAGGCCAUGCUCAAGAUUCCGUAAUUCCCCGAAAGGAUUCACAGAACUCACUGAACUAUGUUAUUUUCUUGGUUAUGGUUUGUUACAGUGAGAGGAUACAGAUUAAAAUCAGCCAAGGGAAGAGAUUAAUGAAGCAGAGUUCAGGAGAGUUUCAAAAUGUAGACCUUCCAGUUGUCCUCUCCCGGUGGAAUCAUGGACAACAUUAACUCCUGACAACAAUGUGUGGUAAUAGUAAUAUGCACAGAGUAUUGCCACCCAGGGAAGCCUACUUGAGCCUUGGUAUCCCGAGUUUUUGUUGGGGCUUAGUCACCUAGAUAUGGUUGGCCACUCACAUAGCUGAACUCAGUCUCCAGCCCUUGUGCAGGUCGAGCUGAUUCUGUGUGACCCAAAGCCUCUGUCUUAAACCUCAUAGUUCUGCAAUUUGUCAUGAUCCAAGGCCCUGGGUAAACAGUGAUACUCUUUAUCAGGCAGGACAUUCCAGGGGUUUAGAGAUUACUUUCCACGAGCUGGGGGCAAAUACCAGACCUCUCGUUGGGCAAGGUUAAAUUCUUUACUAUCAUAGCUGUAUACACUUGUACUAUGAUAAUUACUCAAGUCAGUGGUACAGUUUUUACCAUGAUAAUUUACUCAAGUCAGUGGUACAGAUAUGCCACUGACUUUUAACCAUGUGUAAAAUUUAUUUUUUUACUGUAACUGACAAUUACUUGUCUUCUAUCAAAUAGGACAUUUUUAAAUUUUAAACCGAGCAGGUCUCAUAAUUUGUUGAUAGAGUUCAGCUUUAAAAAAAAUGGUAGACUGUUGUUGGAAGCUGACACCAAAGUAAGAUGCAGAAUAUGCAUAGUAAAAAUAGGGUUGCCAGAUUUAGCAAAUAAAAAUAUAAGAUGCCAGUUAGUUUGAUUUUUAGAUAAAUAAUAAAUUACUUUUAACAAUAUUUGGGACUUCAUUAAAAUAAAGACUAUUAAUUCAAACUUACCUGAGUGUCCUCUAUUUUAUAUGGCAAUUCUAAUAGUAAAUGUUCUACCCCCAACAGUGAUACCUGAGUAAUGACUACUUAGAAAAUAAUACAAUAGUGUAGACAGUUUAAUCUGCAAGUGUUCCACCAAAAAUUCUAUACUCAAAAGCAUGCUGAGAGCUCAAAAUGGCUAAAAACUACUGUUUAACAGAACGGGAUAUUUUCAAAAAGUGAUGGUGUCGUGAUCGACUUGAAAAAGAUAUUAACUCUAUAUGCUUCAACUAAGGCUCCAGGUUAAUUAUUGGUUUUAGGUUAGUAGAAGAAUUUAUACUAUUAUGAAAGAUGUUCAAGCAAAUACAAAAAAAUGAUUUAGUAGAAGUCAAUUUCAUUUCCAAAUUUCCAGGAGCAUUUAAGAUCACUUAGAAAUAAAUAUUCAACUUGACUGGCACAUGUUACAGAGUGCAUUGGACAAGUCUUCUGAAUUGUGUAGGAAUUCAGCCAAGAUGAAGGACAAAUAAAUCCUAAGAACAGUGACCCUCAUGAACCUGGGAAAUUAUUCUCUAAAGGGUAAAAAAUGAAUUAUUAUGGACAGAUAGGGUUUCUAAAAUAUUUUUUUUUAAAUCACAAGAUGUUUUUCCUAUCAACUAGGGUCAUUGUAGCCCAAGUUCUUUGGACAUUAUAUAGAUUUGUGAUUACAAAUUAGUGAUUGUUACUUAACAAAUAUUAAGAACUCGUGAUGCUUAAUAGAUAUUAAGCACUAGCCAUUUCUAUGAUACACUCUUGGAUAGUUAAUCAACUUUCCUUCUUUGAAUUGACUGUUAAGCCAGGUCAGAGCCAGAUUUGUGCCCUAUAUCUGCAAAAUACAUUACGGCAUGGUGGUUUUUUUUUUCUUCGUGUGUGUGUGUGUGUGUGUAUGUGUGUGUGUGUUAACCUUAUUUCUGGCUUCCUCUUAUUUUCCACUCCUUAAUUUAGCUUAACCCAAUUUUCUGUUUAAAAAAAAAAUCUAAUUGGUAUGAGAAGAGCCAUCUUAUCUGAAGUGAUUGGGACCUAUUUGGUUGUUAAAUUUGUAAAGUUAGUUAAAUAUAGAUUAAAAGAAGAUAAAAAUACUGUUUUAACUAGCCUUAAAAAAUUGUAAGUUCAAAUUGUAUCUUAUUUUUUCAACUUUAACAUUUUAACCUAAAAUACAGAGAAGUAAUUUAUUCACUAUUUUUUUGUUACAUGAGGCCAGGGUCUUGUCUUUGUUAUGAUUUUACAGUUUUAAUUUCUUUCUUACAGGAAAUACAUCAAAAAAGUUUUAAGAUUUCUAAUCAGUUUUUAUUAAAUGAAGCAAAGCUUAAAAACACUUGGAAAAUUGUAAAAUCCUUCCAGAUUCCACAGUAUCCUCUAUCGUCCAGACUUCAGUAGUUCACAUCUAUUUUCAAACAAUUUUCAGUUGUUUCCUAAUACCUUGAGUCUUUUAUAAAGAAUUCAACUUAGUUUUUAAUUUGCUUUGAAAAAUAAUUAAUUAUGGAAAUUUUCUAAUAGAAGGUACAGAAAAAAUGAGAUGUGUACAUACCACGAAGCCUUAUUUUCUAUACAUCACUUCAAAGCAAAAAGUUCCUCUGUCCCAGAAGUAUACAAAAUCCUGAAAUUGGUGUUUAUUAUUCUCAUGCAUAUUUUAAAUGUAUUCGUGUUUUCAUCCAUAAACAGUAUAUACUAUUUUGUGUUACAUAAAUAAUAUACUAUAUAUCCCUUUCCAAUUUUUUCAUCCAUGAUUGUCUUUGAGAUUUAUCCAUGUUGAUUUAUAUAAUUCAUGUAGUUUGUUCAUUUUAACUGUCACGUAGAAUUCUCUUAUAUAUAUAAUCCAGUUUCUCUUCCCUUGCUAUUAGGUUAUUUCAAACUUUCCACUAUCAAAAAUAGUGAACACAAAGUCCUUGUAUAUAAGUUGUGCUCAUAGGGAAGAUCUUUUUUCUUCUAGGACAGAUACCUGGAACCGAAAGUUCGGAGUUCAGGAUGUGUAUUAAUUCAAUUUUGUGAAACAUUGCCAAAAAAUGCUCUAAAGCAUUGUACCAAUUUACAUUCCUACCAAUACAUGAGGAACAUGCAAGAUUUGGCCACAUCUUAGCCAACAUUAGGUUAUUAACUUUUUAAAUUUUUGUAAAACUUAUGGAUGAGAAAUGGUAAUUAACUUUUAUUUUCCUGAUAACUAUGAGAUUGAACAUCUUUGCAUGCAUUUUUUGCCUAUUUAUGUUUGUUUAUUUUUGUAAUUUUUUGGUCAUUUUCUCAUUGAUUUGUAGUCAUCAGGAGUUAUUUUGUAUAUUUGGGAUAAUAGUCCUAACAAUACCUUUCAAGUAUGGUUUUUUCUUUUUCUCUUCUAGAGUUAUACAGAAUUUUUUAAUGUUUUUUAUAUAAUCAAAUGUCUCAGUCUUUUUCUUCUAUAUGUACUUCCUUGAAAGUUUGAGAAAUUCUUCUCUACUGCAGUGUUACAAAUUCUUAAAUAUUUUCUUGUAAGCAUUUUAAAUUUUCUUUUCAUAUUUGAUUCUUUAAUCUACCUAAAAUAGAUUUUUGUUUGUGAGGAAGAGAUAUAAUUCUGUCUUUUCUUAAUUGUUUAACCAGUUAUCCCAGCAUUUUUUAUUGAAUCCUUUCCCCACUGAUUUAUAAUACCCGUUGAUUUAUAAUAUCACCUCUAUCAUAGAUGAAGCUCUUAUCUGUUCAUUGGUCUGUUUGUCUAUACUAUACCAGUACUACUCUGUUUCAAUUUUAAUAGCUUUAUAGUAAAUCAAUAUUAAGUAAGGCAAACCCUCCUUUUAUUUUCCUUCAAGAUUAUCUUGGUUUUGGGGGGCCUUUUCUCUUUCUCAUAGACCAGUUUGUUGAAGAUCAAGGAGGGAAAAUACCUGAUGGGAUUUUGAUUGGAAUAGCAUUGUAUUUAUAGAUGAAUUUCUGGAGAAUUGACAUGUUUACCAUAAUAAAAGUUCCCAUGAUCUAUCUCUACAUUUGUUUAAGGGUAGUCAUCACAUGAGCUGCUUAGGGAGAGAUCGCUAAGCAAAAUAAAACGGAAAAUCUACUAGAAUCAAGAAUGAUGGAUCCCUGUUCAGUUGGAGUCCAGCUUCGUACCACAAAUGAGUGUCAUAAAACAUACUAUACUCGUCACACAGGUUUCAAGACUUUGCAAGAAUUGUCAUCAAAUGAUAUGCUUUUACUUCAACUUAGAACUGGAAUGACACUUUCUGGGAAUAAUACAAUCUGCUUCCAUCAUGCAAAAAUUUACAUUGACAGAUUUGAAGAUUUGCAGAAGUCGUGUUGUGACCCAUUUAACAUACACAAAAAACUAGCCAAAAAAAAUUUGCAUGUAAUUGAUUUAGAUGAUGCCACUUUCCUGAGUGCAAAAUUUGGAAGGCAGCUUGUACCUGGGUGGAAGCUUUGUCCAAAAUGUACACAGAUAAUCAAUGGAAGUGUGGAUAUUGAUUCUGAAGACCGUCAGAGAAGAAAACCUGAUUCAGAUCCUUUCUCCUUUGCUGUUAAUCCUGUUCUUGUUUGGGUUUUGAAAAUACUGGGAAGAACUGCUAAAGCUUUAAGGUCAUUACAGUUUACAAACCCAGGAAAGCAAACUGAAUUUGCUCCAGAAACUGGUAAAAGAGAAAAAAGAAGGCUUACAAAAAAUGCAUCAGCUGGUUCAGACAGACAAGUGAUACCAGCAAAGAGUAAGGUCUAUGAUAGCCAGGGUCUCCUGAUUUUCAGUGGGAUGGAUCUCUGUGACUGCCUUGAUGAAGACUGCUUAGGAUGUUUCUAUGCUUGUCCUGCUUGUGGUUCUACCAAAUGUGGAGCUGAAUGCCGUUGUGACCGCAAGUGGCUGUAUGAGCAAAUUGAAAUAGAAGGAGGAGAAAUAAUUCAUAAUAAACAUGCCGGAUUCUGCCAGUGAUUGGUCACCUUGCAUCUGUUAUUCAGUUAACACACAGACAGCAAAGUGUGCGGUCGGAUUGUCUCCUUGUUACCCAUCUGACAUUUUACAAAGUGGAUAAUUGAAAGAGAAAAUUGUCCAGCAAACAAAGGUGAAAGUGCAGCAAAGAAAUGAAAAGUUAACACUGGAAGUGAAGUUUGAAUCCAACAUAAAAGGAAUUAGAGAAGAUAUAGCUGAUCAUGGAAAUGUUGACACUGCUGCCAUUGGAGAGACUCUAGAUAUGCAGCCAGAGGAACUUAGUGAAGGCAUAUUUAUCAGCAUAAAUGAGGAAAGUGGUUGUGAUGAAAGGAUGAAUAUGUUCCAGAGGAAGUGGUGCUGACAAAAAAACUUCACAUUAAAGGAAACUCUCAGAAAUAUUUCACAAGAUUGAAAGUACAAAAUAUAAAACGUUGGAAACUGAUCCAAACUUAAAAGAAGUAUGAUAGUUCGCCAAAGUAUAGGAAAGAUGCUCACUCAAUAACCAUAAGAUAUUCAGUAAAAAGAAGAAUGCAAGCACUGUUCAAACUAUUUUUUGAUUAUCUUUUUUCAAUGAAAUAAAAACACUUUAAUUCUCAAUAUUUCUAGUGUUUUAAAUUACAGUAUACUAAAUAUGUUUUGCUAUUUUGUCAUUUUCUUUUGCAUUUGUAACUGAUAAGAGUUUUUAGUAUUUUGAAAAAAAUCUUUAAAGGUCACAGAACAACCAUAAUUCUUCCCAUUGAUUAUUAAGAUUGCUUUGCAUGGCCAUUUUUAUGGUCCCAUACUACUAUGCAAAGCAAGGACUGCCUAAAGCUGAGAACUGUGACUUCAGGGAAAAUUAAUUUUGUUACAGCUGGGUAGUUGAGUGUUAAAAACUGUUUUGGAAAUAAUUUGUAUAUCUAAGUGCUAACUCUCCAUGUAUUCUCCAUGUAUUCUUCAAAUAAAAAAAAUUAAAUGUUUUA